AUGCAUAUGCUGAUUUUGGCGGUUUGGCUUUUGAAGCUCAUUAACCAGAAAAAGGCAAGCAAAGGAGGGCGACCGGCUGAUAGCAGUGGAGUGCGCUAUAUCUGUUUUAGGUUUACUAGUGAGUUGACGGCAGUGCCCCUUCAAACUGCUAUGUUGCAUAUGCUGAUUGGCAACAAUUCGGCUAUUGCAACAAUUGCUUGCCUGGGAAAAAAUCGAUGUUCUCUUGGAGUUGCUAAUGCUGUGUUUGGAGAAGAUCCAUGCCGGGGUGUUGUGAAGACUUUGGCGGUUGAGGCAAGAUGCAUAUCGCCUGCAUACAGCUUUGGCUCUUCAGCUAUAUAG
Ilex paraguariensis (yerba mate) is the source of this 339-nucleotide messenger RNA. NCBI's taxonomy places the organism in Eukaryota, Viridiplantae, Streptophyta, Magnoliopsida, Aquifoliales, Aquifoliaceae. The record is from the annotation of a GenBank genome assembly.